This is a messenger RNA of Mytilus californianus (California mussel), 1660 nucleotides long. RefSeq lists its product as uncharacterized. The record is from RefSeq and is a predicted model, not a curated record. The transcript has 6 exons. Bases 1 to 996 code for a protein of 331 amino acids. Lineage: Eukaryota; Metazoa; Mollusca; Bivalvia; Mytilida; Mytilidae.
AUGUGCUAUUCAGACGAUACAUCGACUACAGUCUCGUCAGAUAUCACCUCAAGAGGAGAUUCAAGUGCAGGUGUGGAAACUACGACAGUUUCAUUAUUUAUCCCAAGUGAAGAUUCAAGUGCAGUCAGUGAUGAAAAUGUUACUUCAGCAAGAGUAUUGGGUAAUUCCAGCGAUUCAGAAACAGGUUUAGUUGUAGGCUUGGUAAUUGGUACUUUGUUACUAGUCUGUGUUGUUAUUGUGAUUGUUAUUCUCAUAAGAAGGCAUACAUUCAAGAGCAAUCCAAGAGAAAAAAUAAGAAACAAUCUCGGAGGAAAUGACUAUAUUGGAAGUCAAGAUAUAGCUUUACCACUAACCGCUAAUCAUUCCAGUCAUAUGCAGAAUGAUGGCAUGUAUGAACAAAGCAGAAAUACUUUUGUUCAUGAUUAUGACAACAUACAUCCUAAUGCUCAGAUCAACAAUAUUAAGCAUGAAUACACCAACUUAGGUGCAGUCAACGGUUUUGUUAAUAAAGAAAAAGUUCAGAUACCUACAUAUGCAGACCGUCAAGAUAAAACAUUUACAGACAAUCACAUGUCAAAUGACGAUGAAUAUGCUAUCGUUGACCCUACAGCUGAAAAGAGUUUUAAGGAGUCUAUAUACAACAGGACUGGAAAUGCAGACAGUUACAUGGUAUUAGAUCCAACCGAAACGGGUUUCAAUAGACAAAUAUUUUCUAACAAUCCUACAGAUUAUGAGUUUGCAAAGCCUGUUAAGGCUACAGAGAACCAAAUUUGCGAUGAGGAUCAGUAUGAUAUAUCUGAAGGAGUCUACGACCAUUCGGGAAGUAAUCGUCACAAGGAAUCAGAGGAUAACAUUUAUAAUCAUGCCGUCGAUACUAUUUAUGACUCCGGAAGUCACAAAAAGAAUGACAAUGGAGGGAAGACACAUAUGAUCAUUUCUUUGGACAAAAAACAGAAGAUGAUUAUGAUGUCUCAACAACGACAUAAAGUCAUGUAAAUUACAAGUUGCAUAUACAUUUUAUUUCAUAUUUAUUCGGAUAGAAAUUUCAUUUUAAUCAAAACUUAUACCAAAUGCAUCGUUCAUAUACAGCGAUACAGAGAUUUUAAUAAUUUUAAUGGUAAUAAUAAAAAAAACAACAGACUAAAUACGUAAUUAAACUGUUCAUACUAUAAGAAUAAGGAGAUAUGCUACGAUUGCGAAUAAGACAAAUAUCUACCAGAGACCAAAUGGCGAGAAUGUCAACAGCUGAUAGUCUACAUAUGUGUAAACGUCAACAUCUUUGCAAUAAUAAAAUCAUAGCCACUGUAUUUUGGCAAUCAUUCUAAAGUAUCAUAGAAAGCAUGGUGGAAAAAAAUAAAAUUAUAUUCUCAUGCACAUGAAACAGAUAAAUAUACACAUUUGUCAAUUUCGUUGAAACGUUCAUCUAUAAUUAUCUCCCUGAUUUAUAUUUAGCACAACGUGUGUUUCUUUUAAAUCCUUAAUAAAAAGUAAUGUUUAAUUAAACUUUUAAAAUUGAUGAUGUUUUUUUUCGUUAAUUGAGUACAACUACUAAUGUUCGUUGUUUACUUUAACUUAACAUUUUCUUAUUAUUUAUUUUUUUUUUCUUUCUCUAUUAUAUAUAUUGUUAUAUUGAGUUGAUUAAAAGCCGUGUUUAAACUUG